Messenger RNA from Clunio marinus, 309 nucleotides. The record is from the annotation of a GenBank genome assembly. Lineage: Eukaryota; Metazoa; Arthropoda; Insecta; Diptera; Chironomidae.
AUGUUCUCAAAAGUAGAAAUAAGUUUCAAUUUACAAUUCCAAGAUGACCAGAAUGAACAGCAAGCAGCAAAAUUGACAUCGUCUCGGACGAGUACUCCCAAAAAGGAGUUCUCCAUCUGUUUGCUGAACCAAACAGAUCGCAUUGGACUUAUUGGUAGAUGGCACUCAGAAGAAUGUCACAACCGCCCACAAAAGAAAUACUUAAAAUUAAUUUACGCUCUUAUGAACGGGGUCUCGGACGAGUACUCCCAAAAAGGAGUUCUCCAUCUGUUUGCUGAACCAAACAGAUCGCAUUGGACUUAUUGGUAG